GUAUCUAUAUCACACUAUCUCACACAAGCUAAGAGAAAAGAAAAAAAAGUAAAAUCAAAUCAAAUCUGUUUUAGUGAUCUAGUUCAUAAGUUACGCAGAAAUGGGGUCGUCUUCGUCGUAUCAGAAAAUUGCGAUUCUCGCCAUCUUCUUCGUGGUGGUUCUUGGUGUGGCUACCACCACUGCUAACGGGCAGAUGGUAUGCAAGAUGACGUUGGGGGAUUUUUUGGCAUGCAAGUCGGCGGCAACUCCACCGAACCCACCACCACCGUCUGCCGCCUGUUGCUCCGGCAUAUCACAUGCCGACCUUUCAUGCCUUUGCUCGUUCAAGAACAACACUCUGUUGCCUUCGUUCGGGAUCGACCCGAACCUAGCCCUACAACUCCCUAAAAAGUGCAACAUCCCCCUUCCUUCAAAAUGCUAAAAAGGGUUUUUUUUAAAACCCUAAAUAUAUAAUAAUAAAGCUUUGAUAAUACUAUAUAUACAUAAGAUAUAUAUAUAUAUCUAUAUAUGUAUAAUGCUAUCUCCUAUUGAGUAUUUGUUGCUCUUGUGUGUUUCUGCUACUAAGCUGUAAUGGUUUGUUCAAUAAACAGUUCGAAAUCUAACUCGAAGCCGAUAAUCGAUUUAUGACGUGGUUUUUUAA
This is a messenger RNA of Erythranthe guttata (spotted monkey flower), 640 nucleotides long. Its product is annotated as putative lipid-transfer protein DIR1. The record is from RefSeq and is a predicted model, not a curated record. Gene Ontology annotation, biological process: systemic acquired resistance. Gene Ontology annotation, molecular function: fatty acid binding. Lineage: Eukaryota; Viridiplantae; Streptophyta; Magnoliopsida; Lamiales; Phrymaceae.